AAGUACUUAUACAGAAUUUUAUUAAAAUAAAACCAUUUAAACUGGGUGUUCGGAUUUAUAUGUCACGGAUAUCUUGCUGCCAGAGGAAAAUUCAGCCACCCAUUUGUAUUCAUCAUCGCACUACAGUUCCGAGCCUACUAGAAAUCCACCCUGUUCUACCCAUCAGGCCGGCGCAGUCGCGGAACACCCGAAUCAUCCCCCAAGUCAAGCCGUUCACGUUUUCCUACAGUACGCCGCUAUUCCCAACUCCGUCUCGAGGCACGAUUUCAAUUUCCUCCCGGUGUUCUACUGUGUAA
Messenger RNA from Acanthoscelides obtectus, 296 nucleotides. Lineage: Eukaryota; Metazoa; Arthropoda; Insecta; Coleoptera; Chrysomelidae. The record is from the annotation of a GenBank genome assembly.